Molecule: messenger RNA, 4142 nt
Organism: Lynx canadensis (Canada lynx)
Lineage: Eukaryota; Metazoa; Chordata; Mammalia; Carnivora; Felidae
Gene: MINPP1
Product: multiple inositol-polyphosphate phosphatase 1
Exons: 5
Coding region: 36-1499 (487 amino acids)
Molecular function (GO): inositol phosphate phosphatase activity; acid phosphatase activity
Source: RefSeq, a predicted model, not a curated record
GCCCGCACGUCGCCCCUCGCGGGCCGCGCCGCACCAUGCUCCGUGGCCCCCCGCGCCUCCUCAAGGUCUCCGUGGCACCGGUCGCGGCCCUGGCUGUGGCGCUGCUCUCGUCGCUCUCGCGCUGCUCCCUCCUGGAGCCGGACGACCCCGCGGCCUCCGCGCUCAGCCCCUACUUCGGCACCAAGACCCGCUACGAGGAUGCCAACCCCGGGCUGCUGCCGGACCCCGAGGCGCCGCGGAGGGACCCCGAGCUGCUGGAGGACGCCUGCACGCCGGUGCAGCUGGUCGCCCUCAUCCGCCACGGCACCCGCUACCCCACGGCCAAGCAGAUCCGCAAACUGCGGCAGCUGCACGGCCUGCUGCAGGCCCGCCCGUCCGGCGACGGCCGCGCUGGCCCCGCCGGCGGCCGCGACCUGGGCGCCGCGCUGGCCGACUGGCCGCUGUGGUACGCGGACUGGAUGGACGGGCAGCUGGUGGAGAAGGGGCGGCAGGACAUGCGACAGCUGGCGCUGCGCCUGGCCUCCCUCUUCCCGGCCCUGUUCAGCCUCGAGAACUACGGCCGCCUGCAUCUGGUCACCAGCUCCAAACACCGCUGCGUGGACAGCGGCGCCGCCUUCCUGCAGGGGCUGUGGGAGCACUACCACCCCGGCUUGCCGCCGCCCGACGUCGCAGAUAUGGAGUGUGGACCUCCAAGAAUUAAUGAUAAACUAAUGAGGUUCUUCGAUCACUGUGAGAAGUUUUUAACUGAAGUGGAAAAGAAUGCCACGGCACUUUAUCAUGUAGAAGCCUUCAAAACGGGACCAGAAAUGCAGAACAUUUUAAAAAAGGUCGCAGCUACUUUGCAAGUGCCAGUCAACAAUUUAAAUGCAGAUUUAAUUCAGGUAGCUUUUUUUACCUGUUCAUUUGACCUGGCAAUUAAAGGUGUUAAAUCUCCUUGGUGUGAUGUUUUUGACAUAGAUGAUGCAAAGGUAUUAGAAUAUUUAAAUGAUCUGAAGCAAUAUUGGAAAAGAGGAUACGGGUACACUAUUAAUAGUCGGUCCAGCUGCACCCUGUUUCAGGAUAUCUUCCAACACUUGGACAAAGCAAUUGAACAGAAACAAAGGUCUCAGCCAGUUUCCUCUCCAGUCGUCCUGCAGUUUGGUCACGCGGAGACCCUUCUUCCACUGCUCUCCCUCAUGGGCUACUUCAAAGACAAGGAGCCCCUGACAGCUUACAAUUACAAGGAACAGAUGCAUCGGAAGUUCCGAAGUGGCCACAUUGUGCCCUAUGCCUCGAACCUCAUGUUUGUGCUUUACCAUUGUAAGAAUGCGAAGACUCCCAAAGAAGAGUUCCGGGUGCAGAUGCUAUUGAAUGAAAAGGUGUUGCCAUUGGCUCACUCCCAGGAAACUGCUUCCCUGUAUGAGGAUCUCAAGGAGCACUACAGGGACCUCCUCCAGAGCUGUCGUGCCAGUGACGAGUGUGAAUUACCAAAGGUGAACAACACGUCUGAUGAGCUAUGAGUCACCGGACAGGAUCUUCCGUCCGUCAGGGAGCGACCCCACGCUUGGGGUGGCUGGGCAAGCCGCGGUUGCAGGAAGCUUUCCCAGUACUUGUGUAUUGCUGUCUUUUCACAGAAAGACGUCGAGUUUCUUUUUGAAUCUGGACAGGGAUGUGUAAGCAGCGGUUCUCCUGGGGCAGCUGUCUUACGGGGGAAAAGUCUGUUGGGAAAAAUAGCCGGCACUGCACGUGUUGACAGAAAUUAGAUUCUUCCUGUUUGUAGAAGAACUCCCACACUGACACAGAAUAUGAUUUCACAGUGAUCCUUGAGGGUGCUGGAGUCACAGCGUCUGCCCCAGGGAUGAUCGUAACUUCACGGUUGUGCUGCCCUUCGCUUUCCCGCAGGUGGCACGGCUCUGCUGUCAUCCGUGUGCCGCGGAAAACAGGCGGAGCCCCGGGAGCGUCACUCUGAAAGAAGCUAGCCUCUCUAGUUAAGGAUUUGAAAUGAUAUUAAGAAAUAGAGUGUGAUUUUCAAAGGACACCUUCACCGAAGGAAGACAGAGUAUAAUAAAAUAGAUAUUUUAUAAAGUAUCUGAACACUUUUUCAGUAAUUCCUUUUGACCUCCUGGUGAGUCUUGCGAGGUCAUUCUUUCAUUACUACCUUAGCUGCUCUGCAUUUGUAACGGUGGAGGGACAAAGGGGACCAUUAGCAGCGAGUAAGACGAAAGAAUCAAAGUUUCUUAGUCGGUUGCUUAGCAGUUUGGUUUGUUUGUUUUUUCAUUCUAUCACUUUGCCUCUUUUUAUAUUUUGCCUCUAUGUGAAAUGUAUCUUUUGGUUAUUUAUUGCUUUUCCAUUCUCCCCCUUCCCCUCCCCACCCCCCAUAAAGAUUUCAUCCUGGCUGGCUUAGUUUCAUAGAUCUGAACCCAUUUCUCAGAUACUUCUGAGUUUUGUCAGAUGCUGUGAAAGUGUUUGCUAUAAUAAUAAACAGAAUUCUUGUGACUUUAUUAUCAGGUCUUUUCUGCUGUGUUGAUACAGGCAGUAAAUGAUGGUAAAAAGUUGGAGUUUCAAGCAGCUUUGACUAAAUCAGGCAAUAUAAGGCAGUUUUAUUCUGAUAGAAAUUUCCUCAAGUAAAUUUCCACUUCUUUAAGAGAAAUGGAAAUGCAUUUUCUUAAAAAUCUAGAUAAGAAGCAUCACAACUAUAUACUGAAAUUAUAAAAGAAGUUGCAUAGACCAUCUGUUGAUGAUUGAUCCUCAAAUGAAUUACGUUCAUGAAAUAGGUGAUUAGCUGGUAAAUACUGCUGGUGCACCAAUAUGCCUCUGAUUGUCCCUGCAAAGGUCUGGUGUUCUCUCUCUCUCUCUUUUUUUUUUUUUUUUUUUUUUUGGUAAAUGGGCAAAGAAGAGAAUACUAUAACCAGCGUUCAUGUCCAUCAUCCUGUUUGUAGAUCCAAAUAAGGACAGUUAAGGUCUUUUUUGUGUUCUGUGCCUCGGGGUAACCAGCAUAAAAUUUAGUAUUCUCACCAUUCCCUUGCCGCAUGACUCUUGGAAACUUGCAGUAUUGUUGCGGGGACUCAAUUUUCUGUGAAAGGACAUGUGGUACAUCUCAUUCUUGAAUGAGGGAUUUACUUUAACUGCCGUGUCUUCUCUUGAAGAUUUUCCUCGAUCCUGAUUAUUUGUCACAAAUUAAUAUUGUCAAUACAUCACUACUUGAGUACGCAUUAUAUGUAUGUACACUAGACUCAGAAUAUAAGUAUAUAAAAUAGAAUGGACGUAGUUCUUCCAAGGGGCUUAUCCUACAAGCCCUUAACAUUUACUUGGUGUCUGACACAUCGACUAAAGAAUUUUUGAUUUACAGACUUUCUCCUGAAAGUUUAAAGGUCUCAUGUGUUAAGAGUCGUUUAAUUUUAUUGCUAAAAGGACCAUAUAGUCAUCUUAACAGUGAAUUCUUCAGGCUGGAAGGUAAGUGUGGUCCAGUUUAGCUAAUGCUACAGAGAUCGUGUUUAUUCUGGUGCUAUCAUUCCCAUUUAGGAUAUGCCUGAAACUGAAGAUUUUAUGGUAAAAUCCAGCGGUCUUCUCCAGGAUGGGAUAUGUAAAAAAGUUGAACAUCGAAAAAUGAUCUUUGGCUAACAAGUUCAUUCAUAAUAGGUGACCAAAUCACUGAGUUAAGCCAAAAUUUACUGACUGCUGGUUCUGACAUUUUGGUCGAUUCAUAACAGGCUGUGGCCAUGAGCCAUUUUUCUGUCUAAUCUACAACUUGAUGUAUGUGUGCGUUGUACUUACUGUUUUUUAUAGUCAUGUUAUCAUUUUGAGGUUUCUGCUCUCCAACCCGUCAUCAUUCACUUGAUACUAUUUUUGCAUAUAAUCCUGAUCGUCAUCUUAACACUGAAGGCAGCACUGAACUUGUAAAGAAAUAAGAGCUGUUUUUUUCCAGGCACAACCAACUUUUGUAUCUUCCCUUGGUUGCUUUCCUCUUAUCACCUGCAGAACUGAUGCAUGCAUGCCCUUAAAUAUCUGGGAGCCACACAUACGACCAAACCAGAAGAUGUAAGUGUAAGUUUUCAGAAUAUAUUUCUCUAAGAUGGGUAUUUCAUGUGGUUCAUUAAUGAUCCUUGGAAUUCGGACUGUCUUCUGCCAAAUGGAAGCUGAAAAUAAAUAUUUGCAUUACCAUA